Messenger RNA from Arachis stenosperma, 435 nucleotides. RefSeq lists its product as uncharacterized. The coding region runs from base 1 to 435 and encodes 144 amino acids. Gene Ontology annotation, molecular function: nucleic acid binding. The record is from RefSeq and is a predicted model, not a curated record. The transcript has a single exon. Lineage: Eukaryota; Viridiplantae; Streptophyta; Magnoliopsida; Fabales; Fabaceae.
AUGGAGGUGUCAAACCGAGAGAUUAAGCAAAUUUUGGAGAAAGUGGUGAAUCCACAAAGGAAGGACUGGAGCUCUCGGUUGGGAGAUGCAUUAUGGGCAUAUAGGACGGCCUAUAAGACCCCAUUAGGGAUGAGACUCUUUCAGAUCGUCUAUGGUAAGGCAUGCCACCUUCCGGUGGAGAUUGAGCAUAAAGCUUAUUGGGCUGUUAAGCAGUGUAACAUGGACAUCACCAAGGCAGGUAUAGCCAGGAAAUUGCAACUAGAAGAGCUUGAAUGUCUUAGGAUGGAGGCAUAUGAGAAUGCUCGAAUCUACAAGGAGAAGACUAAGGCAUUUCAUGAUCACCAUAUCCGGAAGAAGGAUUUUCAAGAAGGUGACGAAGUUCUCCUCUACAACUCGAGGCUCAGAAUCAUGCCUGAAAAGCUCUGUUCAAGAUGA